Messenger RNA from Raphanus sativus (radish), 2216 nucleotides. RefSeq names its product nuclear pore complex protein NUP98A-like. Gene Ontology annotation, biological process: protein import into nucleus; post-transcriptional tethering of RNA polymerase II gene DNA at nuclear periphery; RNA export from nucleus. Bases 58 to 2028 code for a protein of 656 amino acids. Gene Ontology annotation, cellular component: nuclear pore cytoplasmic filaments; nuclear pore. Gene Ontology annotation, molecular function: structural constituent of nuclear pore. The record is from RefSeq and is a predicted model, not a curated record. The transcript has 2 exons. Lineage: Eukaryota; Viridiplantae; Streptophyta; Magnoliopsida; Brassicales; Brassicaceae.
AUUUUAAUAUAAAUUUCGUCUUUGUUUGUUAUUAGGUUGAAGAUCGAGGAAACAAGAAUGAGGAUUGAUGUUUCUGAGCCAGAGCUAUGCGGUUGCGCCACUUGUGUCCAGCAUCGGACUUUCAUUACUCAAGAAACCGAGCCGAGCAAAGAAGUGAUUGGCUCAUCGGUUCCUGUUAGUUCCGAACCAGUUCAACCUCUUGGUUCCACCUCAGAUCAGAGUUCCGGAACGGAGGAGACUCCACUCGCUCCUCCUCCUCCUCCAGUCACCACGUCGGUUAAUACUGAACCACCAGCACAGUCUGUUGGCUCAACCAUCCCACCUGCUGUUACACCAGUUAGUUCCGAACAACCAGCACAAGCUCUUGGUUCCACCUCGGAUCAAAGUUCCGGAACAGACACGACUCCACUCGCUCCUCCUAUCACCACGUCGGUUAAGUCUGUUGACUCGACCAUCUUCUUCAAGUUCCCACCGGUACAAGCACAAGCUCUUGCCCCUACUGCUUCCGGUUCAACGCAAGCCCCUGCUUUUGGUUUUGGUGCAUUCGCUGCUCGCGUACCAUCUGCCACCUCCGGUUGUUCAGCAUUUAGUUUCGCCCCUCCUGUUACAUCGGCACCAGUGCAAGCUCUAGGCACAACCACUACUACUACUACUACAUCCGCGGCCGCUCCUGCAUCUCCAUUUCACAGUCCCUCACCAACCACAUUCCAAUUCCCUCCUGCUUCUACUUUUGCUUCUGUUGCAUCAUCAACUUCAUCUCCAUUUGAUGCUCCUCCCUCACCAUUUAGAUGGGGAUCACUGCAAGCUAAUGGACCCAACACAUCCCCACCCUUUAGCUUCUUGCCAGCGCAAGGUUCUGACAAGACUGGUUCUGCUUUUACUCCAUCGUUUGGCUACCCUGGUGGUUUUGCCAGACCUGAUGUUGGUGUCUCUCAUCCAGGGUUUGGUCCCUCUAACCAUUUCGGACCAAACGCACCAACUACUACACCAGUUCCUGCUCGUAGUACGUUUUUGGCUAGUGGUGGUGGAACUGAACAAGGCAGUAGGUAUCCUCGUUAUGCACCUACACCAGAUGUUGACGGCAGGCUGAUAAUGUCCAUAUCUGCUUCCAACUCACAUGGACAUAAAAGUCAUGAAGAAUUGAGGUGGGAAGAUUACAAAAAUGGAGACAAAGGUGGGUUUGGGUGGUUUCCUCCUCCUGCUCAUACAUCUCCCUUUUCCUCACCAACGGUAUCACCGUCGCUAUUUGCUCCUCCAAGCUUACCUAAUCGUCCUCAGAUGAGAACUAUUGAUCUAACGAACCGAGACAUGUGUGGUUUUCCUAUUGGCUACAACACCCCCGCUGCUUUCCAGAGACCCCAUGAACCCGCUGGUGUUUCUUCCCCAGCAUCUGGAUGCACAGCGUGUGGAGCCAUUAGUAGCUCCUCUCCUUCUGGUCACACUGGCUUUAGUUUUGCUACAAAUCUUCCAUCGGCUGCGACAUCUCUUCCCGGGUUGUUCUUAUCUACCUAUGGUUCUUGUCCUUUGCUGUUUGGCUCACCAAAUCUUGCAGCUUAUGGUACAACAGCAAUUCCAGCAGUCCAAGCCUAUGCUAUUAUGUUUGGGACACCAAAUCUUGGAGCUCAAGGUACAACGGCAACUCCAGCUUUUCAAGCCUAUCCUAUUAUGUUUGGGACUCCAAAUCUUGCUGCUCAAGGUACUACAAGAGCUCCAGCUGUUCAAGCUACUUAUCCUACGAUGUUUGGCACACCGAAUAUUGGAGCUCGAGGUACAACUCCAGCAGCUCAGCCCUAUCCUACGGUGUUUGGCACACCAAACCUUGCUGCUCAAGGCACAACAACAACUCCAGCAGGUCAGCCAUAUCCUACGAUGUUUGGUGUUACUCAAGCUGCUACAGCUCCAGCAGUUCAGCCGUAUGCUAUGAUGUUUGGUACACCAAGUCUCGGAGCUCAAGGUAUAACUCCAGGAGGUCAAGCCUAUCCCGCUCGUGGUUUAACUCUCCCAUUCGCCGCCAUGAGUCUGCAGUAAUUGCUCCUCGCUCUGCAUCAAACUCGUGUCUUUUAUCUUGUAGUUCAAAUGUCUUUGUUUUUCGUUAAAGAGUCAUAAACCAAGCGUCGUCCAACUUUGUGAUUUUCAGCUAUCAUGGAUGUAAACAAGUCUCGUGUCUUUUAUCUUUUAGUUCUAAUAUUUCUCGGUAAACUCACUGCUCAAAAUAA